AUGAUUGAGCUUGGACGAGAUGACUACGAUGUCUUUGCCAACAGAUUCCUAUGGUCUGUUCUCGGAAUAACAACAAUUAUCGUUGGGCUUAGAAUUCUAUGUCGUUUGCGUUUUGGAAUACACCAACGGGCGGGUUUAGGCUUGGACGACUAUAUCACCAUCUUCUGCCUCAUACUCAGUCUAGUGGUUUGCAUACUUGUAACAAUAGCAUCUGGGUAUGGUCUUGGAAAACACGCGAGCGAAUUGAGCGACGACCAGAAGAAACACGCACUGAAAUACAACGCCAUAAUAAAUGCGGUCUUAAUCUGGCAAUUUUCACUACCAAAAUUUGCCAUCAUUGCCAUUCUAAAACGAAUACUCAACUACGGUACAAAGACGGCGGUGUUAUUCUGGACGCUUGGAAUCACUUCGCAGGCAUGUUUCUUCGCAGUUUCGGUUUGGUGGUUUAAACAAUGCGAUCCCGUCGAAUUUGGGUGGGAUAAGAGCAUUAAGGGGGGAACUUGCGCGGAUAUCAGUGUAAUGUCUAACCUGGCUUACUUCACCUCGGCCUAUUCCGCAUUUCUCGAUAUUUUCUUCGCCUUCUAUCCGAUUCCUUUUAUUAUGCGAUUGAACAUGCCGUUACGAAGCCGCCUCGCCGUCGCGGCGGCUUUAAGCCUUAGUUCCCUUGCGUUUGUUGCAUCAGUUAUCAAAUUAUCUGCACUUGGGCAAUCCUUUGCUAUAUCAGAAACAGACCCGACUUAUCCUGUCCCAUACCUCGAUAUCUUAGGCAUGUCCGAGGGAUACAUCUUAAUAAUAUGCUCCUCGCUCCCUGCCCUCGGGCCUCUAUUCCGGGCGGCGAAGGGGAAGUUGACGAGCCGCGAUAUUAGCGCCAGCAAAUCAGGUGCGAAUGCUGGAUUGAGUGAACAAAGCCUACAUAAAAGCUUUGCUGCUUCCAAGGACCAAAGGCUUACGGAUGAGAUUGAGCGUUCCAUUGGAGGAGGAACUUCGUCUAGCGUCGACGACAUACCGCUGGUUACUUCACCCAUGCCAAUAUCUUCCAGCGCAAUGGAUACUAGCAUCCAAAAAACGGUGGAUAUUUCCAUAACUUCAGAGGCAAUAGAACCCGAGUCGCAUACACAACAGCGAGGAAACAAAAUAUUUUAA
Hypoxylon trugodes is the source of this 1143-nucleotide messenger RNA. RefSeq lists its product as uncharacterized. The coding region runs from base 1 to 1143 and encodes 380 amino acids. The record is from RefSeq and is a predicted model, not a curated record. Lineage: Eukaryota; Fungi; Ascomycota; Sordariomycetes; Xylariales; Hypoxylaceae. The transcript has 3 exons.